Molecule: messenger RNA, 816 nt
Organism: Debaryomyces hansenii CBS767
Lineage: Eukaryota; Fungi; Ascomycota; Pichiomycetes; Serinales; Debaryomycetaceae
Product: RNA polymerase II subunit B1 CTD phosphatase
Exons: 1
Coding region: 1-816 (271 amino acids)
Cellular component (GO): nucleus; cytoplasm
Molecular function (GO): RNA polymerase II CTD heptapeptide repeat phosphatase activity; RNA polymerase core enzyme binding
Source: RefSeq, a predicted model, not a curated record
AUGGAGGUCCUAGGUGUGCAGUCAUUUAUCGAAUAUUUAAAGCCCUUUUCGAACAAGGAAUUGGUGAGUCCAGCAGAAGCUUCACGUAUUCUGCUAAUAAUUACCGAGCUCCUCAUUGAUCAUACGGUCGACUUGGACUUAUUAAAAUUUCUAAGUAGGUUCUUAACCCAACAAACAUAUGAUGAAAUAAUAGAAGAAAAGAAUAUAGAACAUCAGUGUGGAUAUAUAUUAUGUAACAAUUCUCCAAAACAACAAGUUCGUCGUCUAUCAUCUAAUAGUAAUGGGACGACAUUGACAGGUAUAGGCGAAAUUUCAACAUCCACCAAAUUUCAGAUCUAUAAUCGAAAGCCAUCCAUGAUAUUACCAAAUACGUAUCUCUCCCAAUAUUGCUGCAAGGAACACUAUCAAGCUUCGUUAUUUUAUCGUAACCAAUUAUCACAAGAAGCGGUAUUUGCAAGAAAGGAUAUCCUCAAAGUUAGCCCAUUUCCUACUGAUUAUCCGUCAACUUGGUACGAAAAUGGAAUUACAUGCCUCGAAGAGGUAUUGGCCAAGCAUAAAGAAUUGAAAGAACAAGGAAAGUCGUUGAGUGAAGUUAUAUCCAUGAUGAAUGGUUUAUCUGUCGUGGAUGAAUCAAGAAGUAAUGAAACCAAUGAAUUGAUUAAGUUGAUUGAAGACUUUGAAAUUGUUGAAAAGGAGGGUGGUUUAGAAGGUGAUGGUCUUCCAGAUGAAAGUCAGUAUCUAGAUAGGGAAGAAAUGUCUACCGGUGUUGAUGGUUACUACACCACUGAUACAAGUUUUGGAGGCUACGUUGUAUAA